AUGUCUAGAGUACCUGAGGGAUGGCUGGAUAGCUUACUUCGGAGCACCGCGGACGCUCCGUCGCGACCCAGCAGCGCCUUCCGAGAAGCCGCCGUCGAGGAAUUCUGCGAGAGACACCAGAUUUACCUGGAUGUGAUUCCAGGGGAGGCUGACUGGAAAGUGAGCGUCGUGGAACAGGCUGUAAAAGGGACAAAGGAACUGAUCAGCAAGCUCUUAGAGGAUGAGCCUGGCCAUCGCAGUACGUACCUUCAAUCAGAGGGAGAUCAUUCGGGGCUUCACCCCGACGCAGCACGCCCGCUAGACAUCUUUCUCCACAAAGGCGAUGCCACCGGAGCUGCUAGUGGAGAACCCAACCGGCGAGUUCGUCAGGUCCAUAGAGCGACAGAGGACUGCAGAGCAAGCCCUAAAAGAGUGGCAGGCCAAGCAACGCCUGUCCAGAGCCGCGCAUUCGCGCGGAAGGCGGGUGCUGGACGACGUGCCGGGCGAACUGGUGUUCUUCUGGCGGUCACAGGUGAGCGGACAGUCACCCGCGAGCCAGAAGAUCGUCACGGGCAGUUUCUGGGCCCAGCACGCGUGCUGGCUACGGAGACGAAUCGAGACGACCAGGGACACCUCAUGCCGAGUUCCUCGGCAUGGCUGGUACGACGUGGAGCAGGAAGUGCAACCUACCAGGACCCUCCAAAUGGAGAGGGCCGACGAGCUACGGCAUCAAGACCAUCACCCUACGCCAGGACGAGCAAUUCAUCUGGUGGUCAGUGGUGGUCUGAGGUACAGGAGGCUUUGUGGAGCGACGACGCAGUCUACUGGAAAGAUCGACAGGCGGCCAUCGAGGUGGAAGUGGCGCUACCCGAGAGCAAGCAGGGCUUGGACAAGGCCUGCCGAGACCUACCCACCUACUUCAUGAACAGCAUGAAAAAGCGAGCCGUCGAGAUCAGUGAGAAGCGCUUGACAGAGGAAGAGCGAGCGCUCUUCCGAUCUGCCAAACUGGUCGAGGUCAAGAACUUUGUGGCGGCACAGGCCUUCGAGACGAUUCCUGAGGGGCAAAGGCCAUCGAAAGAGCAAGCAGUCAAUAUGCGCUGGAUAUUGACAUGGAAACAGAAGGAAGACGGCUCUGUCAAGCCGAAGGCACGAGCUGUGCUGCUGGGAUAUCAAGACCCGGCAUACGAAAACCGCGCCACUACGGCGCCGGUCAUGUCACGACAGACCAGACAACUCGUAUUGCAGAUAGCUGCCAAUCGGAAUUGGCGGGCACUAGGCAUUCCACUUGAGUCGAUAACUAGACUCCGGCGAGCUUGCUACGGCUUGGUAGACGCACCAUUGGACACUGUGAUAGGGAUCAUAACCGGUCAUGUGGACGAUUUCUUGUUCACUGGAGAUGAGCAACACCCCAAGUGGCAACAAACCAUCAAAGCCAUCAAGGAACGAUUUCAGUGGGGUGACUGGGAUUACGAUGACUUUGUUCAAUGCGGCCACCACCGAGCGAGAAAGAAGCCAACUGAGGGCCUGCUGGGUGCCAUAUCAUGGCACGCACAGCAAGUGGCGCCGCACGCCGAAGUGAGCUUGUUGCUGUCCGAAGUCUCCCAGAGUGACGGAGAGACUAUUGCUAAGGCAAACGCGUGCCUCCGCAGGGCACGCGCUGGCAAGGACCAUGUUAUGAAAAUCCAUGCUUACAGAAGUGGCGAGGACCUUGGAUUGUAUGGUUGGGUUGAUGCCGGAAAUCAGAACAGGGUUGAUGGAUACAGUACUCAGGGUAUCUUCAUAGGGGUGGCGCCAACUUCGCUUCUACAGGGCGAGCUGUGCCCGAUCUCACCAGUGGCGUGGCACUCAAACAGGAUUGAGAGAGCAUGCCGCUCUCCCGGAGCCGCUGAGGCCCAUGCGGCCAUCAACAGCGAGGACUCCUUGUUUUACGCCAGGUACCAAUGGCAUGAGCUACUCCACGGAGCAGGCGAUGUACGAAAUCCUGUGGGAAAAGUCCUGGGAUGCUUGAUAACAGACAGCCGCAACGUGUACGACAAACUGGUGACAGCUGUGUUAACUAUAAAAGGAGCAGAGAAGAGGACGAACAUGGAGAUGAUUGCCCUCAAAGAGAGCCAGGAGUAG
Symbiodinium sp. CCMP2592 is the source of this 2100-nucleotide messenger RNA. NCBI's taxonomy places the organism in Eukaryota, Dinophyceae, Suessiales, Symbiodiniaceae. The record is from the annotation of a GenBank genome assembly.